Messenger RNA from Dreissena polymorpha, 630 nucleotides. RefSeq names its product bone morphogenetic protein 5-like. Gene Ontology annotation, biological process: SMAD protein signal transduction. Gene Ontology annotation, molecular function: cytokine activity; growth factor activity. NCBI's taxonomy places the organism in Eukaryota, Metazoa, Mollusca, Bivalvia, Myida, Dreissenidae. The record is from RefSeq and is a predicted model, not a curated record. Gene Ontology annotation, cellular component: extracellular region.
AUGAACGUGACUCGGGCUCUCUCGCUGUGUCCCACAUCCCCCUCCACCAACCUGGGGCUCUAUAUUAAGGUCACGGCACUAGGGGGUGGAAAUUCGUUUGAGUACCAACAAGCGUUCCUCAUUGUUUUUUUUUUCACAAUGGCGCGUGAGGUUAAAGUUCGCGUCCGGCGGUCGGCAUAUACUCAGGGCAACGAAACACCUAACGAGUCCGAGAACUAUUAUUACAAGGGCGGGGACAGGUACUCGAUGAAAAACUACCGGAAGAGCCCCUGCCAGCGCCAUACUCUGUACGUAAGUUUCCGGAGCCUUAGAUGGCAGGAAUGGAUUAUCGCCCCUGACGGCUACGCGGCGUUCUACUGUGGCGGCGAGUGCUCUUUCCCGCUUAGCUCCCAGAUGAACGCGACUUAUCACGCCAUCGUCCAGACGCUUGUACAUCUCACACGACCUUACCAGGUUCCCAAGCCCUGUUGCGCCCCGAAGAAACUGGCAUCGAUCCAGGUUCUUCAUUUCGAUGAAAAAUCGAACGUCGUGUUGAAUAAGUACAAAAACAUGAAGGUGAAGGCUUGCGGGUGCCAUUUGUUCGUGAGGGACGGUUAUUCGCGAUCAGAAAAAAAAGGACAAAAGCUUUGA